GUGACGCACAAAUCCUGAUUCUGGCGACCAAGGCACGUCUGAAAUGCGGAUAGCCUGUCUGUCGUCUCGUCCUCUCGGCAAUGCGCAAUUUAGGAGUCGCUUUUCGCGCGAGCACCUUCCGCGCAAGCACCAUGCGCUCUCCUCAGUUGCCUUCCGCAGCCGGCGGUAGUCAGCGCAAUUCGGCUUCGGUAGCGGGAAUGGCGACGAUUAACGCGACGGCUAGUGUCGCAGGGCGGUCGCAUGGCAGAAGUGUGCUUCAGCCUGGACGGUUUCCGACUCAACAAGAGCUUCUUCGCUUCCCAGAUAAGCUCAUCAGAGACAUCGCUUUUGUUGCCUUCUGCCCGCCGCUGCUGCUCUCGUCCAACCAGCUACCAACAGUGGACCCACACGCAUUCGCCCAGACCUCUUCCCUCCUGAUGCCUAACAGCCCGGAUCACUCCAGUCCAAGCAAUUAUCCGCACCAUGAGGCAUGUGACAAUAGCGAGAGGGAGGGCCAACAGGCGCUCUUGGCCUGGCUGGAGUCCCUGGAUGGAGGACACGUGGCAGCAUGGUUCAGGCAGAAGAAACAGAGCGCCCGAUUGGGCGACCACUAUGCUCUUUGCAUUCUCUUCGCCCUCACGUUCGGCCCGAGCCUCAAGCCUCGGGGCCUCCGAACCUCUGUCCAAGUUCACGUUUCAGAGGUUCGGGGGAAGCCCACCCGGCUUAUCUUCCCCGAACCAGAUCAAACCCUCCCCGAAGCAGACACAUCAGCUGACGGCGGCCUAUCCGAACCUGACCCCCCCGAACCCAACAUGCCAGACUCCUCCACCUUGUUGAAGCAGAGUCCAGACCAGCCGAACUUACCGAGCCUAGAGGGCUUCAGCGUGCCGAGCCUGGAGCUGGCUCCGGCUCGGCCAGAGCUAGACUUUCCGGAGCUGAGGCAGAUGGGCAGACGGGCUCGGAAGCGAUUCCUGCGCGAGUCGAGGGAGAGGAAGGGGCGGAUUCAGACCAUGGGGGAGUUUGAUGUGCUCUUCACCCUGCCGCCUCCCUCCCUCCCUCCUCACUCACCCUCUCCUCCUCCUCCCUCUCUUCCUCACUUGCUCUCUCCUCCUCCCCUUUCUCCUCCUGAUUCCAAGUCGCCUGGUUUAUGUUGCAAGAGAGUUUUAGAGGGUGGUGCAACUGCUGCUGCUGAUGAUUGUGGUGGAGAUACAGCUGCUGUUGCAGCUGUUGAUUCUGCUCCUCCUGCUGCUGCUGCUGCUGCCGCUGCUAAUCCCGCCAUUGGACUUGAGGAUGCAGCCGCAGCAGCCUCAGCUGUGCUCCACCACUGGGAGCUUUCCGUGAAGUUUCUCCUCUUCGUGGGCUCGUGGGACGAUGCACUUGCCAUCUUCUCCCGCCGGUUCCAUCCCACUCAGAGCAGCAGCAGCAGCAGCAGCAGCAGCACCACCACCACCACCACCACCAUCACCACCACCAUCACCACCACCACCACCAGUAGCAGCAGCACCACUAUCAGUGGUAGCAGCAGCAGCAGCAGCAGCAGCAGCAGCGGCAGUGAAGCAGCACCUGACUGGCUGCUGGGGCAGUACCUGGGCCCCCACGUGGGGGAGUCCCUCCGCGACCGGAAGGAGCGGCUUAGCCGACAACUGCUGCUGGGCAAACACGGUUAUGGGGCUCAGCUUAUAACGAGGAUGUAUGGAGUUGAGGGUACUGGGGGGGCGGCAAUGGAAAAUGAAGGGAGUAGGGAGAGUUGUGGGGUGGAUGGGAUUACAGAGAGCUGUGGAGGGAAAGAGAUAUUAUCCUCGUUACAAGCAGCAGCGCUGUUACAAGGGUACUUGUUCUAUGAGUACCCCCUGUGGCUGAAACUGAGAGAGAUGGAGGAGGGCUGGAGAGAGAGAGGCGCCAAAUUUGGGACCGUUGCUACCAGGGGCGAUUCUGAGAUAGGGGGUAGAGCAGUAGCAGCAUCAGCAGCAGCAGGAAGAACAGCAGCAGCAGCAGGAGACACAGCAGCAGCAGCAGCAGGCACAGGAGCACCAGCAUCAGGAGCAGCAUUUUAUGGAGAAUGUGCCGUGUUCCCCUGGCACUGGUACGGGUGGUGGACGCAUGAUGCUGCAGCCAUGGUGCAGCUGCCCAAGCAUGCCCACUCCCGCUGGUACAUCAUGCCCAAAGACGAAUGGCUCUCGCCUGUGCUGGUCCCAGAUGAGACACCCCCCUGUCUAUUGCCUCCAGAUACCACCUCCCCUGGAACCCACCUAGAUGCUGCCUGUGCAAGUGCUGACCUGGACGCUACCUUCCCCGAAGCCCACCAAGAAGCAACCUGCUCUGGUGCUGAUGACCUAGGUGCCUGCUUCCAGUCUUGCCCGGAUGGAAUUGCAACGCCAUUGACAGGAAACCUUUUGCUUCAAGUUAUUUACAAGUGCUCCGAAGAGGCUCGGUUGAGGAAUCUUCCCAGGAAGCUCCGUUUCUUGGUUGCUGAGCUGGAGUGGGACUCACGGUAUCAGUUUCAGGAGGAGACGAAUGGUGAAAUGCGUGAUAGCGAUGGAAGUGAGGGGCUUGAGCAUUGUGAUAGGAAGGGAGCUUGGGUUGAGGCUAGCAGGGGAUUUAUUGUUGAGAAGGGUUGGCCUGAUAGUCGAAACCAUCCUCCACAUGGAUUCGUUUGGAGAGAAGAAUGUAACAUUCCCUUUUGGUGAGUUGUGUGUGUUUCACUCAUACUU
This is a messenger RNA of Closterium sp. NIES-67, 2690 nucleotides long. Lineage: Eukaryota; Viridiplantae; Streptophyta; Zygnematophyceae; Desmidiales; Closteriaceae. The record is from the annotation of a GenBank genome assembly.